Messenger RNA from Gambusia affinis (western mosquitofish), 3025 nucleotides. It is a transcript of the gene allc, whose product is annotated as allantoicase. Bases 149 to 1348 code for a protein of 399 amino acids. The record is from RefSeq and is a predicted model, not a curated record. NCBI's taxonomy places the organism in Eukaryota, Metazoa, Chordata, Actinopteri, Cyprinodontiformes, Poeciliidae. Gene Ontology annotation, molecular function: allantoicase activity. The transcript has 11 exons. Gene Ontology annotation, biological process: allantoin catabolic process.
AACUUGAACCCGGAGUCAGUUUGUCAGAACAAACAGCUGUUGAACUUUGGACCGCUGGCCUGGAGCCACAUGUGGGUUUUAUUUCGAGGUUCAACAGGAAAAGCAGCUGCUCUGAACUUUCUGCUGAAAAACUGAGAAAAACUUCAGGAUGGCUGAGAGACGGGCAACGGCGAAGCCUGCAGCAGAACCGGACUUCUUGCAGUUCAAUGACCUCGCCUGCGAGACGGUGGGAGGGAAGGUUAUUUUUGCCACAGAUGAAUGGUUUGCUCCGGCUAAAAACCUGCUGAAGCGAGAGCCUCCGCGGUUCAUCCCGUCUGCGUUCACAGAGUUUGGAAAGUGGAUGGAUGGAUGGGAGACGAGGAGGAAGAGGAUCCCAGGUCACGACUGGUGCAUCAUUCAGCUGGGAGUUCCUGGUUUGGUUCAUGGACUGGAUGUCGACACGUCUUUCUUCACUGGGAACCACUCGCCUCACGUCUCCAUCCAGGCCGCCUGCCUCGACGAGCUGCCCCUGUUCACUCCCGGGGAAGAUCGGACCGGCAUGGCCGCCACUGGAGCUCAGACAGCUGCUGUUGCCAAGCUGAGCUCAGAGUUUUGGCCGGAGCUGCUGGGCCCGUCGGAGCUGCAGCCUGGAUACGCAGACUGCUGUCACAACUACUUCAGGGUCGGCACCAACAGCAGAGUCACGCACCUGCGCCUCAACAUGUAUCCAGAUGGAGGAAUAGCCAGACUCAGGGUGUUUGGUAUCGGGCAGAGGGAUUGGUCGUCCGUCCCGACCAACCAGGACGUCGACCUCGUAGCGCUGACCAAUGGGGGAGUCUGCCUCGGCUACAGCGACGCCCACUUUGGACAUCCGCGCAACAUGAUUGGACUUGGUCGAGCCGCCAACAUGGCGGACGGAUGGGAAACGGCCCGCAGAUUGGACCGGCCCAAAACGCUGAAGGCGGACCAGCGGGGAAUCCUGCAGGUGCCCGGCCGGGAGUGGGCCGUGUUUCGCCUCGGUCAUCCUGGGCUGAUUGGCGGCGUUGAGGUGGACACCAACCAUUUCAUAGGUAAUUUCCCAGACUCCUGUCGGAUCGAAGCGUGUCUUUUAACCCCUGAAGAAGAGGCGCGCUGCAUCCAAACCCGAUGGAACUCUGGGAAAUGGGAAGUUCUUCUUCCACCUCAGAAGCUCCGUCCUCAUGACAGGCAUCACUACAGCAAAGCGGAUCUGAUUCAGAAUGGACCCGUCAGCCAUGUUCGCCUCAUCAUCGCUCCUGAUGGAGGCGUCAGCCGCCUCCGUCUGUGGGGGCGGCCCGUGUUGGUCCCUGGAGCUCCAGCCAAUCAGAACCGACCGCCAUCCAAACUGUGAUCCAUCACAUCACUGACCUCUCCACCGAUCUCAGGAUCUUAUUUGGAAGAAAUUGUGUUGAUGAUCUAAAUGUAAAAGUUUCCAAGUUUAUUUUCAAUCUAAGGAAGUGAAUGGUUGUAACGUAACAAAUUUUCCCAGAAACCCCUCUGGUUGUCUCUCAACGGUCAGUCCGUGUCCACAGACUGUGGAAACAUCUGGACACAGGACAGCCCGUCUGCUGAAGUCAUUUUUAACAGAACCACAGAAGUUCUUCUAUCUGGUUGUUCUUCACUUUGAAUUUGUGAUUUUAUUAUUUCCAAGAGGAUCCGUGUGUGUCGACUUUCAGAAAGAGGCCAAGUUAGGGUUAAAUUAUGACCACAUUUUAAAUCAUGCUUCAUAUGAACAACAUUCUUAUAACAACUGAAGGUAACAUAGUUCCUCCAUGUGCUAUGAAAUUAAUGGAAAAUAAUGAACGCCGGCCCUUUAAGAGUUCUUGUUUUCUUCUAAUAAAAUAUCUCCUUCAUUUCCAUCCAACUAGGAAACCGUCCCUGGACUCAGGUUGCUCCACCAGGAAACAUUUAUCUGUUUUACUCAGUUUCUCUACAACACAUCCAUUUGUUUAGAUUUAUUUUCAUCAGCUUUUCUUCUCCAGCUGCAUUUUGUCCCCAAUUAAUAACAUGAAACAAACUGGAGCUCAGGUGAGUGAGGAUCAAUCACAGCUCCAGUUUCUCCUCCCUCAAAAAUUAGUUGUUUUAAAAAUAUGUCUAAUUGGCAUUGAUUUCGUCUGGAUUGAUUUCCUCCAGUCGUCACAUUUUCAUGGCUGCUCUGUUUCCUCCAGCAGCUCCGACUGAAUGAAGGCGUCAAACUAUUGGCCCUGAUUCUGCAUCCUACAUUUCAACGUGCUGCUGCUGCUGCUGUGUUUACACAUCUGAAGCUCCGCCCCUUCCAUCACUCACAGCUCUGAGCAUAAAACUGACCUCUGACCCCAUCUGGGCAGCGUCAGCAGUGAGGCGGCCAUGUUUGUCAGCUGCUCAGAUGUUGCUGAAAUGACAGUAAUUAUCCAGGCUGUGUGGUCCCACCGUGUUGGAGCCUGACUGCUGGCUUUGACCUUCCCACUCAUUUCCCACCUCAGUGGGUUUUCACCAGAUGUUGGACGUCCCGGGAACAUUUUCCACAACUCACUAAUCUGCUGCUUUAAGGGGAAGUUUAUUCCACAGACAUUUUUAAAUUGUAUUUCCAAAUAAGAUAAAUUAAUAAAGGCUUUAUUUGGGUUUCAUAAAAUUAAUUUUUCUUUUUAGGAUAAAUAAUUAUGAGAAAACCAUUUAAUGAAAUACAUUUAGUAAGAAAGGUGUCUUUUUAUUCAUGUCUGUUCCCAGAGUUAGCUAAUGAACAGAAUUCAGAGAAUAGCGCCCCUUGUGGUCGUAUUAAAGAAUACACAGUUUUGACUUGUGGGACAAAUUGGGUCUAUUGAAUAAAAGGUCCAUAAAGUACCAACUCUUGUCUCUCAUCAGAGAAGGAACCGAGCAGCUUGAAUCGAUGUGUGAAGGAUUUGUUUUUCCUGCUGGUGAUGCUUUUAUUCUGAAACAACAAACACCACAGACUCUCCAAACUCUGUUUGUUGAGUUAAAUAACUUUAGCCCCAAAUUCAAACCCUUCUUGCUGCAACAGUAGCAUCAACUUCACCACCGUUCACUUUAA